Molecule: messenger RNA, 1889 nt
Organism: Epinephelus lanceolatus (giant grouper)
Lineage: Eukaryota; Metazoa; Chordata; Actinopteri; Perciformes; Serranidae
Gene: dnajc5gb
Product: DnaJ (Hsp40) homolog, subfamily C, member 5 gamma b
Source: RefSeq, a predicted model, not a curated record
ACGGACUUCCUGCUUCGCCGCUGAAAUUUUUCUCCGGGUCAUGAGGAGAGAAGUUUCCACAGAGGAAACCGAGGACCCGCUUCAUUUCAUGGACCAAACUUUAACACAACCGACGGACACAUUUCGGACUCUAUGAUUCGACCAACAACCAUAUUUAUUCGUCCGCCGCCAUAUCCUGAAACAUGGAGGACCCAAACAGACCUCAGCGCAAGAUGUCAACAGCAGGAGACAGCCUAUAUAAGAUCCUGGGGCUGGAGAAAGGAGCAUCUCCAGACGAAAUAAAGAGGGCGUACAGGAAACUGGCGUUGAGGCAUCACCCUGAUAAGAACCCAGACAACCCAGAGGCUGCUGAGAAAUUCAAGGAGAUCAACAACGCCAACUCUAUUCUCAGUGACGAAAACAAACGGAAUAUCUACGAUGAGUAUGGAUCCAUGGGACUCUACGUGGCCGAGCAGUUCGGCGAUGAGAGCGUCAAAUACUAUUUCCUUAUGUCCAAGUGCUGGUUCAAGGCCCUCGUGGUGUGCUGCAGUAUAUUCACCUGCUGCUGCUGUUUCUGCUGCUGCUGUUUCUGCUGUGGGAAGUGCAAAGCACCAGAGGACGAGGAACACUACCCCUACAUGGACCCUGAGGACUUGGAGGCAGAGAUCAGAGAGCAGGAUGCAGGUGAGAACGCACCGAUCGUGGUCCAGCCUCAUGCCGCCAAUGGCACCUCAUAAACCAAGUGAGUGGAGACCUGAUAAAACCACGUCACCAUCAGCAGCUGCACUGAUCAUUUUCAGAGAUGAUGAGAAUAAACAUUGAGGUUAAAUGUGGCAGAAAACCAUCAUCUGUGAGGCGGUUUUGUUUAAAUGCAUCAAGCAGCGACCUGAUUCUGCCAUAUUUUUUGGUGCCAGUGGUUUUGUCUUUGAUCUAAUUGCCAUAUUUAUUUUUUAACCUUUUUUAAUAUUGGGUAGUAUCUGGACUGCAGUGAGAAAUGACAAAGCCAUGCAGAUCAAAGCUCUGGAGUGAGUUUUUUUUUUUCAUGUGCACUUUAAUAUCUCAAAAUCAUGUUUAAAAUCCUGAAGCUGCCACGGUGGUCUGAGAGUAUUCUGGCUCAAGAUGGCUGCUGGGUUAGAAAUGUUUUUAAUGUUUUUUUUUUAAAUACAUUAUACGCUGUUUCCGGACUUUUAGAAAACAACCACUCUGAGACUUUUGCGGUGUUCAGUCAUGCUGCACAUAUAGUAGAGACAAUCUAAAGGGCUUAUUGAAAAGAUGUACAGAAUAUUGUGACUAAAUCAAACGAUGUAUUUAAAAUGGUCUGAAUGUCGACUUGUGUGCACUGUUGUGUAUUUGGCUGGCAGCCUGUAAAUAGCACAGUUAGAAUUAAUAAUGUAAUGCUGAUGAGGCAUUACAGGAAUAAUUCAACACUAUUGGGAGAAAUGCUUACUUCACUUUCCAUCUGGAAGUUAGAUGAGAUUUCGACAUUUGUCACUUCACGUCAUUUCAACUCAAGAGAGUCGUAUGGCUGCAGAGUCUUUUAAAGGAAUACUUCACCAGCAAAGUGAUCAUUUGUAUAUCAGCUACUCACCUCGUGUCAGCUUGAAUUUGUGAGGAAUACUCUUUUAGGUGAACGAAGAAUCCAAAAAAUGGCAUUAGAAAUCCCCACGGUCUGAUUUUCAUUACCGUCAAAAAUACAGGCGCUCAUCUUUUUAUUGAACUCAUGUGGAGGUGCUGUCUGCAACACCAGGGAUCAGCAUGCCCGGGUCCCCGCCCCUGCCUGCCGCCAGUUAGAGGUGUUCCACACACGUCCCACUGGUAGGAGGUCCUGGGCUAGACCCAGAACACGCUGGAGGGAUUACAUAUCUCAUCUGGCCUGGGAACACCUUGGGGUCCCCCAGGAGGAGCUGGAA